GCUACUCACAAGGAGGUGAACGGUUCCAACAUUUAUAUACCUUGAGGCUGAAGGUUGUUUGAAGACAGAAAUGAGACGCCUCACCAACAUUUUUCUCAGGCGGAUGAUUGUCAACGACUUAGAUAUGGAUGUUUUGGCUAAGGUGAGACUGUAUGAACUCAAGGUUUUGAAGCUUGAUAAAUGCUCAGGUUUCUCUCUACCGAUGGACUUUCAGCAUCCUAUAAACACUGCAGUUGAAGACCAUAUAGAAAGGAAGAAGAAUUUGUUGAGUAAGGAUCUCGGAAAAGUUGGGUUAAAUCAUUUUUUCGAAGGAACUUGA
Molecule: messenger RNA, 319 nt
Organism: Eruca vesicaria subsp. sativa (arugula)
Lineage: Eukaryota; Viridiplantae; Streptophyta; Magnoliopsida; Brassicales; Brassicaceae
Source: the annotation of a GenBank genome assembly